UACUCGUUUCGGCAAUACAUGUACUUCUAUCACAACUGUCUGCGCUCUCCGAUACCCAGAAAGGAGCCUCUACUGCGUUCAAGACAGGCCUACUCUCAAAUUAUUCCAAUCUCCACGAGAUUUAUCGUUGAUGUUCUCCAAUCCACCCCUUGACUUCAGCCAUCCCUUGACAUCAAAUUGGGAAACAAGGAUUCGAGUACGUUUUGUAGAUGUAUUUGUGUGCGGGGACUGAAACGCGCUAAAAAUAUUUGCAAAGAAUUGUGCCGGUCUUUGAUUGCCAUAAAAAUCCUGACAGCUUCUUCCCCCCACACCAAAUUUUUCAUUACAGCCAAUUUCUACGUAGAGAUAGACAUCUUAGAUGAACUCAUCAUGUUGAUUACAUUGCUAUCAGCCGCUCUAGUUUUAAGUAUCAAGGCUCAGAACAGUGCACACGGGUGUUCGUUCAGUCUCCAGGAUCCCCCAGACUUUUAUUUGGCUGAAAAUCGAGCUCUGAAUUAUUCUGCCUACCAGGAGAUUCACGGAGUUUCCGCAGCAAUGUGCGCACGGAACUGCCACCUGGACUCGCCUCGUUGUGCGUCCUUCAACUACCAACAAGCCAGUGGCGUUUGCAAGUUAAACAACGCCACCAGGAAGGACAGGCCCGUCGACCUCUUGGAGCUUGGAGGGAGCUCCUACUAUGACCGCAGCGACGAGACUCUGUUGUGCUCGGCGCCACUAGAGGUAUACAACAGCAGCUGUCAGAUGCUCUUCAGGGCCGGUCACCGCGCCAGCGGCGUGUAUACCAUCUACCCAGUAGCUGAUAGCGUGGGGGUACCGGUGUACUGCGACAUGGAGACCGACGGUGGAGGAUGGAUGGUGAUCCAGAGACGCCGUGACGGUACGGAGGAUUUCUCCCGUGUCUGGGUCGAGUACCAGUCGGGCUUCGGCGAUAUGCACGGCGAGUUCUGGCUGGGGAACGACAUCGUGCGUGACGUCACCGCGUCCGGGUCCUGGCAGCUGAUCGUGGACCUAGGAGACUGGGAGGGCAACACGGCCUGGGCAGAAUACGGUGAGUUUGGACUGUCUGGCAGUGAAUACCAACUCCGUGUCGGCUCGUACAACCCUGCAAGUACCGCGGGGGACUCGCUGCAGCGGGUACACGAUGGCGUCAUGUUCACGACAAAGGAUCGAGACCACGACUCUGCAGGCGGAAACUGUGCAGACGAUUAUCCUGGGGCCUGGUGGUUCGUAUUAUGUCUUGAGUCCCAUUUGAAUGGUGUGUACCGUGAACGUGGGUACAUCAAUGAGGGGAAGGGUAUCAUAUGGGGACGGUGGAAAGGAUUUCACGAAUCACUUAAGCAAUGCAGUAUGAAAAUACGGGAAGUUAAGUGCUAUCAUCGUCUGCCUUGAUUAAAAAAGAAUAUCAAUCAAUAAUUAAAGCUAGGAUUGGAGUGGGUGUAGUCUUUAUUCAAGCCCGGGUGUCGUGGUUUUAGCGCUGGAGGGCGCUAUUAAUUGCAGCUGGAACUACUGUUUCUCGACCCUCAUUAAAAAAUAUGGGACCGGUAACCGGUAACGUAAUUGUUU
Messenger RNA from Patiria miniata (bat star), 1563 nucleotides. RefSeq names its product microfibril-associated glycoprotein 4-like. The transcript has a single exon. The record is from RefSeq and is a predicted model, not a curated record. The coding region runs from base 370 to 1389 and encodes 339 amino acids. Lineage: Eukaryota; Metazoa; Echinodermata; Asteroidea; Valvatida; Asterinidae.